AUGAGGUCGCACACGCCUUCCGGAGACCCUCCCGGACGGAGAGGGUCAGUUACGAACCGAUUUCGAAAUAGCACCGGCGGAAGCGCUCUUCCAAGAUCUCACACAUCACUAAGGGAAUCAAGGUUUCGCGCAACACAACCGACAUACAACCUCUUCACCGGCGGCGAUGCGAAUAGUAGGCCCGCCUCCCGACAGAGCUCCGUCCGUGCCGCGUCCCGCGAAAGUUCCAAGGAGAACAUGGCACCGCCAGACGCUGCCGAGUAUGAGUCGCAACGCCAGGUCAUCGAGGAGCUCAAGGCCGAGUUGGGCACCCUCCGUUACACGAUCAGCACAUUCGAGCAGGAGAAGGAGAUGGCAGACGCGCGACAUAAUGCCGAGCUAGAAGACCAGCGCCGACGCGCACAAGCCGAUUUUACAGCGAAGCAAGCUGCCGAGAGCGAGAAGUCGCAAGCUUUGCGCCAACUCGAGCAUGCGCAGAAGGAGCUGGGCGACUUGCGCGAAGGUGCCUCAGAGGAGAAGUCGGGCCUGGAGAAGAGGGCGCGCGAGGCGGAAGAGGAAGCGCGGCUCCUGCAGGAGCAGUUGGAAGAUCUGUCCAGCGCAAAGGACGAAGCCGCCCGCAUCAACGAGAAGAAGACCAUCGACUUGGAGAUGCAACUGCAGGCGGCCCAAAAGUCUACACAAGAGCUGGAGCAAGAGUCACAGGCUCGCGAGGCUGCUCUCCAGCAGGUGCAGUCCCAGCUUGUCGAGAAGGAUAAUAACAUUGGAAAUCUCGAAGCCGAGGUGUUGCGUCUCAAGGCGCAGACGGGCGACGCCGAUACGAUGGCAAUCAUCAAGCGCGAGUUGUCAGAACAAGUGACUCACAUCCGGAGCUUAGAAGCGACCAACCGCGAGCAACUAUCUGAGCUGAAACAUUUGCGCCAAAUUCAUCGGGCCGUCGAGGUCGUUGAAGAGGAGAAGCGAUCCCUUCAACGUAAGCUCGAAGCUGCCCAGUCCCUCGAGACGGAAUUGGCCGAAGCUCGCAUCCAACGCCAGCGUCUGGAAGACGAACGCAUCGCAUGGACUGCGUACCUCGCCAGCACCGGCACGGAAGCCGAAUUCGACUCCCCCGAGGCUGUCGCCCGCGCUCUCAUCCAGGAACGCCUCACUUCUGCUUCCCACGUUGAGAGAAUCGGUGCCCUGCAGGCUGAACUGGCGGCGCAAGAGUCUUCCUUCAACUCCCUCCAACAAGAAGUUGCCACUCUCAAGUCCCAACUCGCGGAAGCCAAGACGGCCUCUACUACCCAGAACGUCGACAAGAUGCGCCUGCGUACCGAGCGCCAGCGUGUGCUCGCCGUGAAGGAAGUAGAAUACCUUCGCGCGCAGCUGAAGACGUUCGACGCAGAGGACGAGGCCUUCCAGCCCGAGGCCGUCGACGAGACCAGGGCUCGCCGCAUCCAAGAGCUCGAAGACCUCGUCGACAAGUACCGCGCCGAAGUCCAAGCCCUGCACACAGAAAUGUCCGCCAUCGAGACGGGCAAGCCCGCCCCCUCCGUCGCGGGCACUAAGCGCCCACGCGACGAGAACGACGAGGCAGCCCACGAGCAGCUCGGCCUCCUAACCCGCAAGAACCGCAAACUCCAAGACCAGCUGUCAGCAGUCCAGACCCAGCACGCCGUCACCCAGAAGGAGCUCUCCGUCACAAAGGAGCAGCUCAAGGCCCUCAAGGCCCAGUCCAAGACGCGCAUCCUCUCCCUGCGCUCCAACCCCACCUCCGACUUCGAGGCCAUCAAGAUGUCCACCCUCACCGCCCUCAAGCAGGAAAACGCAGACCUCCUCGCCCAGCUCCGCUCCGACCCCUCCGUCCGCCUCGUCCCCGCCACCCAGCUCGACGCCGCCAACCGCCUCGUCGAGGAGGCCCGCGCCGAGACGGCCUCGGCCCAGAAGUCCGCAAGGCGCCUCAAGGAGGUCUGGUCCAAGAAGUCCCUCGAGUUCAAGGAGGCCAUCUUCUCCACCCUCGGCUGGACCGUCAUGUUCAUGCCCAACGGCAAGAUGCGCGUCGAGUCCACCUUCUACCCCUCCCGGACGGACGAGUACGAGAACUCCAUCGUCUUCGACGGCGAGAAGGGCACCAUGAAGGUCGGCGGCGGGCCCCGCAGCGCCUUCGCCCGCCGCAUCGGCGACCAGAUCGGCUUCUGGGUCCGCGAGAAGGGAUGCAUCCCCGGCUUCCUCGCCGCCCUCACCCUCGAGUUUUACGAGGAGCACUCGAGGAACCAGAAUUCCGGCGAGUAG
This is a messenger RNA of Colletotrichum karsti, 2268 nucleotides long. RefSeq names its product spindle assembly checkpoint component MAD1. Gene Ontology annotation, cellular component: nuclear envelope; kinetochore; mitotic spindle. The coding region runs from base 1 to 2268 and encodes 755 amino acids. The transcript has 2 exons. NCBI's taxonomy places the organism in Eukaryota, Fungi, Ascomycota, Sordariomycetes, Glomerellales, Glomerellaceae. Gene Ontology annotation, biological process: mitotic spindle assembly checkpoint signaling; attachment of mitotic spindle microtubules to kinetochore. The record is from RefSeq and is a predicted model, not a curated record.